GCCAUCGCAGUGCCGAGUUGAUCCCAGAGAAAGAGGGCAAAACGAGCUCGGCGAGGCAGCUGAGGGUUUCGAUGGGCUUGGUGGAGGCGAUGGAUGGUCGGAUGAGCCUGUCGGACACGGUGUUCAGCUUCUUGGAGGAAGGAGAAGGAGGAGGAUCCGGCGCCGGUACCGGCGAGAGCCUGGACGGCAGCUGCCGCGGCGGCGGGGAUGGCUUCGACAGCAGCGACGAGGGGACGAGCGACGGCGCCGUGGAGAACAAGGCUUUCUGGGAGUCACAGCAGCAGCUUUUACGAGAAGCCCUUUCUCGGACCAGCUCCACGGAGGUGAAGCUACUGCAGCGCACAAACGACGCCGUAAACAAGAUGCGGGCCGAGGGCGUCGUCUGUACUUGCUCGAGUAGCACGGCGAAGGAAUGCCGGAACUGCGCACUAGUGUUCGUCGCGGAGCAGCUCCACCGUCUCGGAUACAACAGCGCCUUGUGCAAGUCCAAAUGGAGGAGGUCGCCGGACAUCCCUUCAGGUACUCGUGGACGCUUCUCCUUUCGGUGCUCAUGGUGUUCCACGAAAUGGAUCACCCGAUACGAUAUCGACGUACAACCGCAGUGCGUGAUGUUGCUCGGCGAAAUGGUUACAGGGGAGCACCGGUACGUCGAUGUGGUGAUGGAAACGAAGAGCGGGAAGAAGGGCCCCGUCAGGCUGGUGAUAGAGCUACGCUUCCGAGCUGAAUUCGAGAUGGCAAGAGGCAGCCAGGAGUACAACAGCCUGGUGAGCUGCCUCCCGGAGGUGUUCGUGGGCAAGCGGGAGAAGCUGCGCGGCGUCAUCAUGGUCAUGUGCGCCGCCGCCAAGAAGUGCAUGAAGGACAACAAGAUGCACAUGGCCCCGUGGAGGAAGCACAAGUACAUGCAGUCCAAGUGGCUGGGGACGCCGGAGAGGACGGGCCCGGUCAUGUCCUUCCCGGCCGCCGUUGUUGUUCCGGAUCACCCACAGCCCAAGCUCAGGGCUUCCAUGUUGACCUUCGACUUGCACCGCACCGCCGUGGAAGUCGUCUGAAUCGGAGACUCGACACCGUUUCCGAGCUUGAAACCUCCACCUGGUCUUCAGUUUUGGCACACCUAAUUAAGAGUGUAAUGUCGCCUGUAAACUAUCAUCCUUGAAUCAUACGAGUAUCGUAGAAA
Messenger RNA from Musa acuminata AAA Group (dessert banana), 1174 nucleotides. RefSeq lists its product as uncharacterized. Bases 72 to 1049 code for a protein of 325 amino acids. The transcript is spliced from 2 exons. Lineage: Eukaryota; Viridiplantae; Streptophyta; Magnoliopsida; Zingiberales; Musaceae. The record is from RefSeq and is a predicted model, not a curated record.